CUCGGACCGUGACUUGGAACUUCCGUCUUCCUUCAUCUCGUCCUUAUCCCUCGACUGAACGGCUUCCUCUGAACUACUUGCAUGCAUGCACUGAGAACCUCAAACUACGUUAUAUGCGUUGGCAAAACUUGCACAAGCAACCGGACGCUUCAGAACCGCUUGCGGCUGACCCCAUGAGCAUACGGGCUCUCAAGGAUAUCUCCUUUGGUUCUAUGGUCUCUCAGCUAUAUCGCCAGCCCUCAAAUUGCACGAAGGUCCGAACAUAUUCGCAAAUCCUAGACGCAUCCGCACGAUGGAAUGCGCCAACAGACCGUCUGAUGCCAGUGUAGACAUGGAAGAAGGAAGGGUAUACGGGGACUCCUCAGGUUGGAACAAUGGAGGAGAACGUGUCACUUU
Messenger RNA from Rhodofomes roseus, 396 nucleotides. RefSeq lists its product as uncharacterized. The record is from RefSeq and is a predicted model, not a curated record. The transcript has 3 exons. NCBI's taxonomy places the organism in Eukaryota, Fungi, Basidiomycota, Agaricomycetes, Polyporales, Fomitopsidaceae. The coding region runs from base 114 to 329 and encodes 71 amino acids.